UUUUUUGAUACCUCUUUUUUUUUUCUUUUUCAACAUUUUUCAACAUGGUGGCCAAUCACGAAGAAUUCUUGAUUAACGAACACGAUAUACCAUACGAAGAAGAAUUGCUUCGAAGCCCCUUUUCACUUCGUGUUUGGUUACAAUACAUUGAUCAUAAACGUAAUGGAUCCAGCGCCGAAUUAUAUUUUGUUUAUGAACGUGCCCUUAGUGAAUUACCGGGUUCUUACAAAUUAUGGAAACAAUACUUGGAUAUUCGACGCGAGAAACUAAAGGGAUUGAAUGCCGUUCGACAUAAAUCGCUGUAUAGUGCGGUCAUUGCCUUAUACGAACGUGCUCUUGUCUUACUUAAUAAGAUGCCUAGAAUUUGGCUUGAUUACCUCAGUUUGUUAACGACAUUACCCAUGAUUACGAAAACAAGACGUAGUUUUGAUAACGCUUUACGUGCACUUCCCGUCACCCAACAUGGCCGUAUUUGGGAUCUUUAUUUACAGUUCGCUAAAGCAGCUGGAGGCGAAACUGCUUUGCGUAUCAACCGUCGUUAUUUGAAGUUUGAACCCACAUAUGUUGAAAAUUACAUUGAGAGUCUGAUAAAACUUGAACACUAUGACGAAGCUGCUAUUCAACUUGUAAAGAUUGUAAACGACACCAAAUUUGCUUCAGCACGAGGAAAAUCACACUAUCAGUUAUGGCAACAGUUAUGUGAGCUUGUAGUCGAACACUGUGAGGAUAUCAAGAGCGUACAAGUAGAGCCCAUUAUUCGUAGCGGUAUCAAACGAUUUACAGAUCAAGUGGGCGUACUUUACGCUCGUUUAGCCAUGUACUGGAUCAAGAUGGCGCAGAUUGAAAAGGCGCGCGAUAUCUUUGAAGAAGGUAUCACCACUGUCAUGACCGUCCGAGAUUUCACAGUCAUCUUUGACGCCUAUGCCGAAUUUGAGGAAGAAAUGAUCACUACCAAGAUGGAGAUGGCUGCUGAACGUGAAGAGGCAGGUGAAAAGGAUGAGGAUGAGGAUUUGGAUUUAGAUUUGCGUCUUUUAAGAUUCGAACGUUUAAUGGAUCGUCGUCCUUUCCUUGUCAAUGAUGUGCUUUUGAGACAGAACCCUAAUAAUGUAUUAGAGUGGGAGCAAAGAGCUGUUCUUUGGGGUGAUAACAAGGAAAAGGUUGUGGAAACAUACACACAAGCUGUUCAAACCAUCAAUCCUAAAAGAGCUCAUGGUAAAUUGCAUGAAUUAUGGGCUAAAUUUGCCAAAUUUUAUGAAGACGGACAGGAUAUUGAAUCUGCGCGUGCGAUUUUCGAAAAGGCGGUCAAGGUGAAUUACAAGAACGUGAAUGACUUGGCCGAAGUCUGGUGUGAAUAUGCCGAAAUGGAAACCCGUCAUGAUGAUUUUGAUGCGGCCUUAGAUGUGAUGGCUCGUGCCACCGCAAUCCCCAAGCUUUUAAGCGUGAAUCCCAAGCAGGUGAACUUUCAUGACGAAUCCAUUCCUGUACAACAGCGUGUUUUUAAAAGUUUGCGUUUGUGGAGUUUCUAUAUCGAUUUAGAAGAAAGUGUGGGCUCAAUUGAGAGUACCAAGGCUGUAUAUGAUAAAGUAAUGGAUUUACGUAUUGCUAAUCCUCAAGUGAUCGUGAAUUAUGCUACCUUUUUGGAGGAAAACCAAUACUUUGAAGAGUCCUUCAAGGUCUAUGAACGUGGUAUUGAAUUGUUUGGCUGGCCAAUUGCAUUUGAAUUGUGGAAUAUUUACCUCGAGCGAUUCUUAAAGCGCUAUGGUGGUAGCAAACUUGAAAGAGCCAGAGAUUUGUUUGAGCAAGCGUUGGAAGCAUGUCCUCCUAAAUAUGCCAAGCCUAUUUUCCUCAUGUAUGGUAAAUUAGAAGAAGAACACGGUUUAGCUCGUCAUGCUAUGCGUAUCUAUGACCGUGCAACCAAGGCUGUAGCCGAUGAAGACCGUAUGGUGAUGUUUGAAUACUAUAUUGCUAAAGCCACCGAAUCCUUUGGUAUCAUGGCCUCACGUGAGAUUUAUGAACGUGCUAUCGAAUCACUUCCUGAUAAAGAUGUGCGUAUCAUGAGUUUAAGAUAUGCCGAACUGGAAAGAAAAUUGGGUGAAAUUGACCGUGCACGUGCCAUUUAUGGAUUUGCAUCACAAAUAUUUGAUCCGAGAACACAGCCCGGGUUCUGGAAGACAUGGCACGACUUUGAAGUUCAACAUGGUAAUGAAGAUACUUUCAAGGAAAUGCUUCGUAUUAAGCGAAGUGUACAAGCAACAUUCCCUAGCGUUUAAUAUAUUAUACAAAACAAAAGAUGAAAGGGGGAGGCGGAGGGCUAAGACAAUAAAAAGGAAAGGGUGUAUUUUUUGUUAUUAUCCUUUAAACUAGAUGAAGAUAGGGCCGGACUACUAUUAUUACUGCUGCUAAUACCAUCCUCAACAAUGACUGGUGAAGAAGUCGAUGAAUUAUUUUUAAACUUUCUUCUUGAACUAUCAUCUUCUUCUUGUUGUUUACAGAGCUUAGUCCAAACUAAGAAGCAAGACAAUGAAAUUAGUAUGUCUCCCCUUUUUUUCUUCUUAUUUGCGUGAAGGGAUCGGAUCACUUGUACUUACUUAGACCACAUGCAUUGCAC
Mucor mucedo is the source of this 2608-nucleotide messenger RNA. RefSeq names its product pre-mRNA splicing factor Syf-1. The coding region runs from base 45 to 2270 and encodes 741 amino acids. Gene Ontology annotation, molecular function: protein binding. Gene Ontology annotation, cellular component: U2-type catalytic step 2 spliceosome; post-mRNA release spliceosomal complex; Prp19 complex. Gene Ontology annotation, biological process: mRNA splicing, via spliceosome; generation of catalytic spliceosome for first transesterification step. The record is from RefSeq and is a predicted model, not a curated record. NCBI's taxonomy places the organism in Eukaryota, Fungi, Mucoromycota, Mucoromycetes, Mucorales, Mucoraceae. The transcript has 7 exons.